CGCACACAAAUUUGACGAGCGGGUAGUUUGACAGUUUUUUUAAAGAGCGGAUUGCUUGCUAGCAAACCCUAGAUUAAAGUCGGGGUUAGCCCACUUUUGAAUUUGCCAGUGUGAAACGUCUGUGCAGGGUUAAGAGGCCAGUUAGCCCACAAUUAAAAUGGUUCUAGAAUGCAUUUAGCCCAGGGUUAAGUCCAGUGGGAAAGCCCUUUAUUUGGACGUUUCGUUCGCGAGCUAUUGUUGCCGGAAGUCCGAAUAUUUUUAUUUUGUAUUUAUUUUAUUUAUUUAUUAUUUUGAAAGUCCGAACAUUCCAAUAUAAAACUAACUUUAUGGCGAUAACGUUAAAUCACGUGAGGUCAGGUAAUACUAGUCCAGUGUGAAUUGACACGACUGAAAUUCCAAACCAACAAGCACGCAGGGAUUUCUGUUAAGUGGCCCAACCCACAGCAUAAAGUCUUAAAAUUCCUCGAGUUUGCACUCAUUUUACCCCAAAGGAAGAAGUUCGCCUCAUCUUCCGCUUUACUAGCUGAGAUGAAAAAUUACAAACAGUUUCUGUUUUUACUUGUCGCGGUCGUGUCAGUCGGCUUCGUCUCAAUUGUUUUUGUUCUGCGAUGGGUACUGUAUUUUAAAGAAGGCCUGGCAUGGGACGGAGGACUGGCCGAAUUCAACUGGCACCCAGUAUUGAUUGUUACCGGAUUUGUUUUCAUACAGGGAAUCGCCAUCCUGGUGUACAGACUCCCAUGGACAUGGAAGUGCAGCAAGCUUAUGAUGAAGUUAAUUCAUGCUGGCCUGAACAUCCUGGCUUUUGUUUUUGCUGUGGUAUCUGUGGUAGCAGUGUUUGACUUCCACAAUGCUGCAGACAUUCCCAACAUGUACAGUCUGCACAGUUGGGUGGGUCUGGCUGCUGUCAUUCUUUACGGCCUACAGAUUGCUCUGGGACUGUGUGUGUACCUGGUGCCCAUCACCCCAGGGUCCCUGCGAGCUGCCUUCAUGCCAGUUCACGUCUACAGUGGUCUGUUAAUCUUUACCAGCGUUAUUGCCACUGCACUGAUGGGAAUCACAGAAAAGCUCAUUUUUGGUCUGAAAAAUCCUAAGUAUAAGGACUCCCCCCCAGAAGCAACUUUUGUAAAUGUUCUCGGAGUGUUAAUUAUGCUUUUUGGAGCUCUUGUCAUUCGGAUUGCCACAUGCCCUUCCUGGAAACGCCCGAGUGAGCAGCUUGUCAGCAGCCAACACAACAAUAAGGGAGACGCCAACAGAACCAUGGGGGGCAUGGCUCUGUCCACAUGCAGCCCCACUGACUGUUAUGACCCAGAGGCCAACUGCGAUACCCGUAAGAGGAACAGUAAACCAGAUGAUCCAGGACAGAGGUCGACCGUGUAACUUCAUAAUACAUUAAUUUCCAUGUAUUGUCAUGACAUACAUUUCUUAUAAGACCAGGAAUUAAUGUAUCUCCCAACAGCAAUUGCACACAGUUUGUUUUGUUUUUGUUUUUCCCUUUGGUAUGAUUCUGAGCUACUGUAUUUAAUCCAUGUUUUUUUUUCUCCCCGACUUUCUGGUAAACGGCUUUAAUCACCAAAGUUACAAUAAUUCAGGCACUUUCAUCAUUUAAAUGGCAUGAAAUGUGAAUGCUUUGCAAAACAACCGUAUUGGCUGAAACUGAAUAACUGAGAAGCUAUUUUAAUGAGUAGUUGCUUCUCACCGAAUUCCAAACAAAAUUGGACAAUUAUUUUUUCCUUCUCUCAGCCCUGUGUGCCACUUACAUUACCAUUACAGAACUUGGUGGAGCUGUAGAAAACUUACAAUUAUCAUGCAUAAAAAGUGAUUCUAGGCCUGAUUCUAGGUAAAUUAGUAACAUUCAUAUAUAUAUA
Anguilla rostrata (American eel) is the source of this 1865-nucleotide messenger RNA. RefSeq names its product plasma membrane ascorbate-dependent reductase CYBRD1. Bases 529 to 1377 code for a protein of 282 amino acids. The record is from RefSeq and is a predicted model, not a curated record. Gene Ontology annotation, molecular function: oxidoreductase activity. The transcript is spliced from 4 exons. Lineage: Eukaryota; Metazoa; Chordata; Actinopteri; Anguilliformes; Anguillidae. Gene Ontology annotation, cellular component: lysosomal membrane.